AUGUCUCAGCCAAACCCUUACGAGCGCAUUCAGGUCGAUACAAGCGACGACGACUCCCUUUUCGACACCGAAUCCCUCGUCGGCUCCAACCUCUCCUUCGCCAGCUCCGUUCGCGACUACUGCUACGAAAAUGGCCGCCGCUACCACGCCUAUCGCCACGGCCAAUACCCCUUCCCAAAUGACGAGGAAGAACAAGACCGUCUCGCUCUCAUGCACCACCUCUUCAAGCUCCUUUCCGGUGGCGACCUCCACCGCGCCCCAAUCAGCCGCACCCCGACCCGAAUCCUUGACAUAGGAACCGGGACAGGCGAGUGGGCUCUCGAGAUGGCCGAAGACUAUCCCAACGCGAACAUCAUCGGUACCGAUCUAAGCCCGAUUCAGCCGAACUGGGCGCCGCCGAAUUGUCGUUUUUUUGUCGACGAUGCGGAGUCUGACUGGACGUAUUCCGGGGACAAGUUCGAUUAUAUUCAUGCGAGGAGUAUGGGUGGGGGGAUUGGGGAUUGGCCGCGGCUGUUGAAACAGGCUUGGGCGCAUUUGAAGCCGGGGGGCUGGUUCGAAGCGCAGGAGUUUGAGGCCUGGGUUCUGAGUGAUGAUGGGACGCAUGAUCGAGCGAAUAUGGUUAUGGAUUGGCAGGAUCGGCUGAGUGAGGCUAGUAAGCAGUUUGGGAAGCCUAUGAAUAUUGCUGGGCAGCUAAGUGGAUGGAUGGAGGAUCAGGGGUUCGCUAAUGUCACGGAUGAUAUCUACAAGUGCCCGGUUGGAGGCUGGGCCAAAAAUCGCAGAUUAAAAGAGAUUGGACGCGUGGGCAGACUCACGAUUCUCGAGGUCGUGGAGCCAUACACGCUUGCAUUGUUUACACGAAUACUGGGCUUCGGGUUCCAGGAUGCACAAGAGUACAUGGAGAAAGUACGUGCUGAACUGGUCAGCAACAAGUUCCAUCUCUAUGUGCUGUUCCACUUCGUCUAUGGGCAAAAGCCUAUGGACGAGCCGAGUGGCCAAUCAACUUUAUGA
This is a messenger RNA of Penicillium maclennaniae, 1008 nucleotides long. RefSeq names its product class I SAM-dependent methyltransferase. The coding region runs from base 1 to 1008 and encodes 335 amino acids. The record is from RefSeq and is a predicted model, not a curated record. Lineage: Eukaryota; Fungi; Ascomycota; Eurotiomycetes; Eurotiales; Aspergillaceae. Gene Ontology annotation, molecular function: methyltransferase activity. The transcript is spliced from 3 exons.